AUGGCCUUGUUUCGCAAAUUGUUCUACCGCAAACCUCCAGAUGGUUUGCUCGAGAUAUCCGACAGAGUUUUCGUGUUUGACUGCUGCUUAUCCACUGAUUGUUUGGAAGAAGAAAACUACAAAGUCUAUGUAGCUGGGGUGGUCAAUCAACUACAAGAACACUUCCCGGACGCAUCCUCUCUUGUGUUUAAUUUCCGUGAAGUGGGUGCUCGGAGUGUGAUGGCUGAUGUCUUGUCAGAACAUGGUUUGACCAUAAUGGAUUAUCCUCGCCACUACGAAGGCUGCUCAUUGUUGCCUGUGAAAGUGAUGCACCAUUUUCUCCGGUCCAGUGAAAUCUGGCUCUCACUUGGCCCAAAUAACUUGUUGCUAAUGCAUUGUGAACGCGGGGCUUGGCCUGUUUUAGCUUUCACGCUAGCUGCUCUUCUUAUUUACCGGAAGCAGUACAGUGGUGAGUACAAGACCUUGGACAUGAUCUACAAGCGUGCUCCUCGUGAGCUUCUGCAUUUGUUCUCACCGUUGAACCCAAUUCCUUCUCAGCUACGUUAUCUGCAGUACUUGUCGAGAAGGAAUUUGGUCUCCGAAUGGCCUCCACUGGAUGUGGCUCUCACCAUGGAUUGUGUUAUUUUGAAUUUUAUUGCUGAUGUUAGUGGACAAGGAGCCUGUCGUCCAAUCUUCCGAGUAUAUGGUCAGGAUCCGAGUUUUGUGGAUGAUAAAAGGUCCAAGCUUUUAUUCUCUACUCUCAAGAAAGGAAAUCACCCGUGGAUCUACAAGCAGGCAGAAUGUGAACUAGUCAAAAUUGACAUCAAUUGUCAUGUGCAAGGUGAUAUCGUGAUUGAGUGCCUUACUUUAAACGAUGACAUGGAAAGAGAGGCGAUGCUGUUUCGAGUGGCUUUCAACACAGCUUUUAUUAGAUCAAACAUUUUGAUGCUUAACCGUGACGAGGUUGACACAUUAUGGCAUUUAAAAGAACAAUUCCCGAAGGAGUUCAGAGUUGAGCUUCUCUUCUCGGAUAUGGAGGCUGCCUCGUCUGUUGACUUGAUGGAUUUUUCGGGCUUGGAGGAGAAAGAUGGUCUUCCAAUAGAUGUUUCUUCCAAAGUUCAUGAGUUCUUCAAUCAAGUUGACUCUGUUGAUCAGAAUCUAGCCAUCGCUAACGCUGUCCAGGGAAAACCAGAUGGGAAUUCAAGCCCAAGACUACAAGGGUUAAGCCCCAAAAGUAUCAAUGAUAUAAUGAAACAUGCAGCAAUUGAAAGUAGUGUACAGUUCAAAUUGUCUGAGGUUGACACGGUCGACCCACCAGAAAAGGGACCUACCGAUUCAGUGAAGAAGCUUAUAGUAGAAGAUAUUCAUUCUGUCCUUCAGAUAAGUAGCCAGGAAAACCCCACCAGCCAGGAUGCAACAAAUUGUUCACGUCAAGGGUCCCCUUCUCUCAAGCUUGUGCAUCAUUCGGCAACAGUUAAACUUUUUGUGGACGAUUCUGACUUUUCUGAAAAUGCUGAGGAGAAUAUUCUAAAGAGUCCUCCUCCAGAAAACCAUGGGAACGUGGUCUCGUUUUCUCCAUACACACCGUCACCUUCAAGUCCGUCAUUAGCCCCAACAGAAGCACCUCUGCCUCCUCUUCCACUUCCUACUGUUGCUCCUCCAACACCAGUUAAAACUUCACCUCCACGGCUUGUUAUCUCCUCUGCCUCUCCUCCCACUCCAACCAGACCACCUCCACCACCAUUAGGCAAGCCUAGGGCCCCGUCAGGACCACCACAUUCUCGCCAUAUUGUCCCUCCCAGACCUGUGCUACCAACCAUAAAGUUGAAGCCAUACUACUGGUUGAAACUGACAAGAGCUGUCACUGGGAGCAUAUGGGCUGAGACACAAAUGUCUGGUGGAGCUUCUAAGGCUGCUGAGAUUGACAGGAAACAGCUUGAAAUAUGUUUCCCCGCAGCUGCUCCAGUGCAGCGUGCAAAACCACCUAAACUUGAGAAAGUCCGACUGAUAGAAAGCAAGCGAGCAUACAAUUGUGAGAUCAUGCUUUCAAAUGUGAAAGUUCCUUUGCAGGAUUUGAUGUACUCAGUGCUUAACCUUGAGGAAUCGGCUCUUGAUGCUGAUAAGGUUGAGAACCUAAUUAAGUUUUGCCCAACAACAGAAGAAAUAGAAAAACUAACGGGUUACAAUGGUGACAAGGACAUGCUUGGAAAAUGCGAACUGUUCUUCUUAGAGAUGAUGAAAGUCCCACGAGUAGAAAAAAAGCUCAGAGUACUCUCAUUCAAAAUUCAGUUUUGUUCUCAGAUUUCUGAACUCAGGAAUAGUCUAAGUGUUGUGAACUCCGCAGCAGAACAGAUAAAGAGUUCUGAAAAAUUCAAAAGAAUAAUGCAGACAAUUUUGGCCCUUGGGAACGCCCUAAACCAGGGGACGAGUAGGGGUAAUGCGGUUGGGUUUAAAUUGGACAGUCUGCCAAAACUCAGUGAAACAAGGGCGACUAAUUACCGUAGGAAUCUGAUGCAUUACCUAUGCUGGAUUCUUAGUGAGAAAAUUCCAGAAGUUUUAGAUUUCCCAAAAGAUCUAUCCUCACUGGAGCCUGCGACAAAGAUUCAACUCAAGUUUUUGGCUGAUGAGAUGCAAGCUCUAAACAAGGGACUGGAGAAUGUCGAAGAAGAACUCUCCUCGUCCAAAAAAGAUGGCCCAAUCUCAGACAACUUUAACAAGAUAUUGAAGGAGUUUCUUCAUUAUGCGGAAGGAGAAGUAAGGUCCUUGGCUUCACUCUAUUCCGGAGUGGUCAGAAACCUGGAUGGCUUAAUUCUUUACUUUGGUGAAGACCCUGCUAAGUACCCUUUUGAACAAGUGGUGUCGACUCUUCUAAACUUUGUAAGGUUGUUCAAUCGAGCGCAUGAAGAAACCGUAAAAUACCUUGAGGCAGAAGCUAAGAAGAGUGCUGAAACAGAGAAAUAAAAAACAGGACCGGGUUAGAUAAGGAAACUCUUGUAGGAAGAAGUUGAGAACAAAAGGAAAAAGGGUUGGAUUGGAUAAAGAAACGAAGGAGCCAUUGCUGGAAAACUGGCUUAGAGCCUUAGCCCAUUGGAUUUCAAGACAACAGGAGAAUGUUGGAUAGAUGCUUAGAGACAGCAAUAUUUUAUCUUCUCUAAACUUGUAAAAUAGCGAAGGUGGAAAAAACAAAAAUCUAUUGUAAC
Eutrema salsugineum is the source of this 3179-nucleotide messenger RNA. RefSeq names its product formin-like protein 13. The transcript has 17 exons. Bases 1 to 2940 code for a protein of 979 amino acids. The record is from RefSeq and is a predicted model, not a curated record. Lineage: Eukaryota; Viridiplantae; Streptophyta; Magnoliopsida; Brassicales; Brassicaceae.